AGCACAACCAGGGAUAAUCAUUAAACGAGCGAGUCUGAAACGCUGCAGCCCUGGUGAAGAUACUGUGCGCGUUGCAAGUAAAUUUUUGACUGCCUUAUUUUCUGAACUAUUUUGCCAACUGUGCGAACAAAAGCAUCAUUGCUGUGUCGCAGUUCGCAUUGCACAACCUCAAAACGUCUGAUCAGUGCGCUGUACCGUGCUGAAACGCGAUUGUAAACAUGUCCGAACGCUCCAAAGGUGACGUGUCGUCGUCGUCGCGCGUCAACAACAAUGCAAGUCGAAUUGUUAAAAAUCCACUGCUCAGCGCCUCGGUGACGGGUCUCAGCUAUGAUGAUUUUCCCAAUAAGCCGCUCCUGUUGCCAGCGGCACCGCCUGUGGUGCACCAUGCACCACCUGCACAGCCAGCUAACGCUCUCAUCGCUGGCAUUCUCAAACGCGAGCCCAAAACCCUGGUGACCGUUGGACAGCCGUCCGGUAUUGACGAGAGUGAAGCGCUUGACGAGAUUAACUUGAACGCCAGCAGCAGCGACGACUCGGCGACAACAACGAACGCAUCCAACAAUCCAUAUCAGAGCGGUGCGGAUGCCAAUGCGAAUCCGUUGCUAGAGCCGCCGCUCGCCGCAGACUCUCUGCUCAGCCAGGCGGCGUCUUCGUUUGGCGCCUUGCCCUCGGUGGCCUCCAACGUCUUCUCGACGUUCUCGAAGCGCAUAUACGCGGGCACUCGGGAAGCGGACGAGGCUCAGCCUCAAUUGGAUAUACAGCCGACUUAUAUACAGCAGGCGGGUCAAGUGCACGCGGCAGCUGCUGCACCAGCGCCCUUCUACGCCGCACCACCGGCACAUGCCGGCGAGGCUGCACCAGAGCCACCGAAAUUCUAUGCACCCACAGAGGUGCCAAGCUUAGCUGCUGGCGCUUUGCCACCGCCGCCCUCGUCGGCUGGACAGAACACUUAUCGCAUCAGCGCCAGGAAGAAGCUAUACGCGCCCAUACCCGGUCUCUCGGAGCAGCAUCAACAGCCAGUGCCAGCUGCUGAUCCCUUCCAAGCUCCACCAUAUCCCACACAGCCAGCGGCAGCAGGGGCAGCAGCUUACGAGCAGCCUGCACCACUGCCCGUUCAAGAGGAACGCAAGAGUGGCGGUCUCUUCUCGCUCACUAAUCUAGUGCCAUCUGGCGUAUUACAGAACAUUUCGGGUCUAGUGCAAUCGGCCACAGGCAGAAGCAACGAGCCUGCGGCACCACCACCACAGGCCGCCUACAAUCCAGCUGAAUCCGCUGGCUACUUUGAGAUCAACACAUCCUCUGCUGUCGCUCCGCAGCCGUUUGCAAACUAUUUCACGCCAGCAGCUCCGUCGGCUGCUGCAGAUUAUUUCGCGCCAUCCGCAGCACCACCCACUGUAGGUGGUUUCUUCAAUCCUUCCGCAGUUGCUGCAACUCCGGCUAAUUUCUUUACGCCUGCAACAGCGGCUAGUGGACCAGCAACACUUGUACAGUCAACUGCAGCAUUUGCACCGCAGGCAUUUACUCACCCAGGGGCAGUCUCACAGCAGCCCGCUGUCUCUCAGUCACAAACAGUCGCGCCGGUACCACCAUCAGCGGCAGCAGCAGCACCACCACCACCUGCAGCAGUUGGGGCACCGCCACAAGCGGGAGUAGCGGCAGCACCACCAGCAGCAGGAGUAGGAGCAGCAGCAGCACCACCAGCUGCGCCAACAACAUCGCUCUUCACACCACAGACAUCGACGGGACUCUAUCAGCCGCACGAAGCAAGUGCACCAGCUGCCUCGCUCUUUGCGCCGGCAUCAUCCGAUAAAGCUCAGGAGGUUCCUCUCUAUUCCAGCUCGACUGAAGCAAAGCAAGAACUUCCCACGGACACUAGCAACAAUUUUUUCACGCCGCAGACUCAGAGUUCAGAGCAGAGCAGUUCGUCAAAUCAACGUCAGGAGGUUACACUAUUUGCACCACCUUCAACGGCAGCUGUUUCGGAAGUUCCACUAUUCUCAACAUCACAGAGUUUGCCCACAUUCUCACAAGGAUCGACAGCAACUCUGUUCACGCCACAGUUGGAUGUCAAGCCAGAGCCGCAGCAGACAAAUCAGCAAAAGGAAUCAGAGCAGGAAACUUCUUUGGUUACUGCACCAGCACCACCAACCGUUGCAGCCGAUCAGCCAACCGCUAGCCAGGUCGACGAACCAACUCAAGAGACCCCCAAAACACCGCCAACUGCUUUAUUUCAAGAACUUUCUGCAGUGCCAGUCUUUUUUCCACCUAUACGAACAGCGACCACUGAAGCUGGUGAAGAAACUCCAUUAUAUGUGCCAGUACCAGCAGCAGCAGGCACUGCUGAAGCGGGUCAGAGCGUAGAGCUUUACCCACCAGCAGCGACGACAGCAGCAGAGCCCGAUUCAAAGAAUCAGGAAGCUAUACCAGAAACAAGCGCGCCACAGCCAAUCUUUAACGCCAACAGCCUCUUUGCAUCACCAAGUACAGGUGGGUCAACUCAGGAGGCUCUAGGAGUAGCAGCACCACAGCCAACAACCGCUGCUCCUCCAUUAAGCACCAGCGAUUUGUUUGCACCACCUGCGCAGGCACCGCAGGGCUCUGUCUCUCAUCUACCGAGCGUUGCGUUGACCACUCAGACAACAACCACAUUCUUUAAUCCGUUUGCGCAGUCAGUAACCACACCGCUGCCCCAAGAUCCGUUGACACCGCCCAUUGGCUUUGUGGAGCCCAGCACUCAAACAGACGGCAACUCCCUCUUCGCCGCACAGACGAUUGAGCCGGAAGCAGAGACAGCUAAACCUGCAACAGUAGCAGCAGCAGCACCACCGCCGCCACCACCACAAACAGCGGCCAGCCAGGACAACGCCUCACAGGCGAAUCCCUUCCGCAAAGCCGCCGAACCUGCACCGACAUCAACGGCCGCUUCUUCGGCUCUGCUUAGCUUCUUUACGCCGGCAGCGAACGGCAGCGAUUUCAAUUUCUUUGGAACUGCUCAGCAGGCGGGACAGUUUCCGGAGUUGCCUCCAUUGCAUAACGUAGCACCGCCCGCACUAGCGCAAGAGCCGCCUGCUGGUGACGCCGCCACGCCCCAUUCCACUCAGGCACUUGGAUUUGAGCAACUGAUCAGCGACUCUCAGCAAGCUGCACAACAAACGCAAAAUUCAAACGAAAAUAUCUAUCAAAAUUCAAGUGUGAACACAUUUUCCGGCUAUUUCGGUAGCCCCGUAGAGUCGUCAGGGCCAGCUGCACAACCUCAGCCACAACCCCAGCAACAGCAAGAGCAACAGCCGUUGACUGGCUGUAAUUCGGCCAAUUUCUUUGAUCAUUUUGCCGCCGGCGGACAGGGGCAAGAGGAUCAACGCAUACAGAACUUCUUUAACAAUCCACCGCUGCAGGAUCAGCCAGCCGCACCGGGUGAACUCAAAUACGAUAUUGUGCACAGCGGCUUGCCAAACAAACGCUUCGAGCAGCGCUCCCAAACGUCUGUCUCCAACAUUGUGGAGCCGCCCUCAUCUGCCUGCUCAGAGUUCUCCACAGCAGCACCGGGCUCAGCCGCCAAUCCAACAAACAAUCAGCAGCAGGCCGAUCGCCAGUCCGAUUAUCUACUGCAAUCACAUCUUGGCGAACUGCCCGAGGAGCUUCUGCAACAACUGAGAAUGGCCAACGAUAAGAAUUCGUCCUCGGUGCCAACUGGCGAAGCCUUGGUCUACACGCCCGUAUUGCCGCAUUGGUUCUACAAACGCAAUGUGGAUGGCAAAUUCGUGUGGACACCAUUUAGUCACUAUGACUCAGCGCUGCUGGAAACUAGCCUAAAUAGCGAGGAAACCGACUCAUCAGCCAUUGUGCCCGUCGAGGGCGGUCGCUACGAUGUCAACAUCAAAGAGCGCACCAAGACACCCGUCUAUUGGGAGGGCAAGGCCAUUGAGGUGCGUCGCUGCUCCUGGUUCUAUAAGGGCGUCGAUGGUAAAUAUGUGCCCUACGAGGAGCAAACAGCCGAAGCUCUGGAGAUGGAGUAUAGGCACGCGACCGAAACAAACGAGUGGCAUAAGAAAAUACCGCUGGCCAAUGGUGAGCAGGUGACCAUGCAUGGACCCAACGUCAUUGUCCACUUCAUGCCACCAUCGCCCGCCGAUUCGUGGGGAGGCAGCGUGCAAGGCACGUCACGGCCGCUGGUCGUGAAACGGGACUUGAAUGACUUUAAGAUACAACAGGGCGAAUCUCAGCGUGUGGAUCACUUGCUGUUCAUGGUACAUGGCAUUGGCUCGGCUUGCGAUCUGAAGAUGCGUAAUGUCGAGGAAGUCGUGGAUGAUUUCCGAUACAUUGCCCAGCAGCUGGUGCAGUCCCACUACAAGAACUCCACGGACAUGGGCCUAGUGGGACGCGUGGAAGUGCUGCCUAUUGAAUGGCACGGUCAUUUGCACUCUGAGGAGCUUGGCAUUGAUGAGAAGCUCAGGUCCAUUACGCUAGAGUCCAUACCACGAUUGCGUAACUUUACAAACGACACGUUGCUAGAUGUGCUCUUCUAUACCAGUCCCAAAUACUGUCAGAAGAUCAUGAACACGGUGGCCGAUGCCUUGAAUGAAACCUAUUUAAAGUAUCGAAUGCGACAUCCCGAAUUCAAUGGCGGAGUCUCGCUGGCUGGCCACAGUCUCGGCUCGCUAAUACUCUUUGAUCUGCUGUGUCAUCAGGAGCCGCUCAAGGAGAGCGAAGAGGAAAAUAAGGAGAAUCCUGAUCAACUACCACAGAAGAAGGGGACGGAAUCGAAAAACGUACAACUGCCCAACAACGAUGCAAUGAUGCCCAAGCAGGUCAGCUACGCCAUGGGCAUUGGGCCGGCUGGCACUGGGCAGCCGGUGAUCAACUACACGCAGCUAAUUUUCCAUCCCAAGAAGUUCUUUGCUCUGGGCUCACCCAUUGGCAUGUUUGUGACCAUCCGCGGCAUCGAUAAGCUCGGCCUCGACUUUCGGCUACCCACAUGUGCGGGCUUCUACAAUAUAUUCCAUCCUUUCGAUCCGGUUGCGUAUCGCAUCGAGGCGCUAGUCAAUCCGGAUAUGAAGGGAAUUCGCCCGGUCUUGAUUCCACAUCACAAAGGACGCAAGCGCAUGCACCUUGAGCUGAAGGAGACAAUGACACGCGUCGGAGCGGACAUAAAGCAACGAUUCAUGGAUACGUUCAAGACGACCUUAGAUAGCGUCAAUUUCUUGGCUACGGUGACCAGGGUCAAAAAGGAGGCCGAAGAGACGCUGGAAAAGGAAGUCAACUCAAGUAAUUCACAGAUAUUCAAUAAACAAACUGAGGACACGGAUGAAUUAUCAGCAGCGACCACUUCUACACAUGCGCGUAAUCGUACCGAUUCAGAGUCCACGACAACGUCAGAUCCUGAAUUCAUUGAGCUUGAUUUUCCGCUGGGUAAAUUGAAUGACUCGAAACGCGUGGACUACGUGCUGCAGGAGGCGCCUCUGGAGUUCAUCAACGAGUAUAUUUUUGCACUCAGUAGCCAUGUGUGCUAUUGGGGCUCUGAGGACACCAUAUUGUUUGUGAUGAAGGAAAUCUAUGCGGGUUUGGGCAUAAGUACCGAUAGCCAAGUACCACAGCAAACUAUGACCAUAGAGAGGCCCAGCUCACGAACUAGCAGUGUCGGUCCGUCGCUGUUGCCGAUGUGAGUUUGAGUUGACAUUUGGACACACUCUUGUAGACCCCUUCCGUUUUAUACAUCCUAUUAUUACAAAUAUUUAGAGACAAUUUAUUUAACUAUGUUAUUUGUUAGCAAAAUCAUACAAAGAAUUUUUAAAAUGUGCAACUCUAACUUGGUUAAUGGUUUUAAGACAUUAAGAAGAAGAAUGGCAUUGACACGAACAUUCAUUAAUGAAAAUGAUCCGCAAAAGAACGUUAAUCUAAGGAGCUUAACAAACAGUUAAUGUCUAUCUAUAUAUAUACAAACUAUUCAUUGCAUAUCUUCUUUGUGUGCUGUUGUUCUUUUUGUAAUAACGCGUUUAUAAUAUAACUUCGUAAUUUGUAUGCUAAAUAAAGUGUAUGUCUAUUAAAAUUAAUCAAUAAAUUGCGAUUCA
Drosophila navojoa is the source of this 6068-nucleotide messenger RNA. RefSeq names its product Phosphatidic Acid Phospholipase A1 (gene PAPLA1). NCBI's taxonomy places the organism in Eukaryota, Metazoa, Arthropoda, Insecta, Diptera, Drosophilidae. The record is from RefSeq and is a predicted model, not a curated record. Gene Ontology annotation, molecular function: glycerophospholipase activity; metal ion binding. Gene Ontology annotation, cellular component: COPII-coated ER to Golgi transport vesicle; cytoplasm.